AUGGCUAAGCCAUGGCUAUAUGCAGUCAACAUCCAAGAGGACACAGAGCAUGAACAUGCAUGCAUAGAUGACAAAGUAGAGAUGGUUGCCCCUGAAAAUACAGAGUCAGCAGGACCCAACAAACUUAUCAAUACCUUUGAGACAUACUCAGAGGUAGAUGAGGAAGAUGAGCCAGUGGCAUAUUUUGGUGCAAUGGACCCUGAAGAUGAACCUCUUGAGGAAGAAGUGGUCUAUUGUGCAUCAAUACAUGCAGAAGUUCUGGAAGGGCAGAUGCCCUCUGAGGGUGAUGCCCCAAUGCAAGAGGAUGAUCCUCUGAUACAAGAAGACAGUCCUGGUAAUAAUGUUCCAUGA
Molecule: messenger RNA, 351 nt
Organism: Pisolithus orientalis
Lineage: Eukaryota; Fungi; Basidiomycota; Agaricomycetes; Boletales; Pisolithaceae
Exons: 2
Coding region: 1-351 (116 amino acids)
Source: RefSeq, a predicted model, not a curated record